Salvia splendens (bonfire salvia) is the source of this 1039-nucleotide messenger RNA. RefSeq names its product MADS-box protein SVP. Gene Ontology annotation, biological process: positive regulation of transcription by RNA polymerase II. Lineage: Eukaryota; Viridiplantae; Streptophyta; Magnoliopsida; Lamiales; Lamiaceae. Gene Ontology annotation, cellular component: nucleus. The record is from RefSeq and is a predicted model, not a curated record. The transcript has 9 exons. Gene Ontology annotation, molecular function: DNA-binding transcription factor activity; RNA polymerase II transcription regulatory region sequence-specific DNA binding; protein dimerization activity. The coding region runs from base 278 to 934 and encodes 218 amino acids.
AUCUUGUGUUGUAAUGGGUUUUUGUUUAUCAUGUAGUAGUACUUGUUUUGUUUGGCAGUAACGAACGCAGAAAAAAAAUAUUGAUAGAAAAUCUAUUGAAAUUUAUAAUUUUCUAAGCAUAAUUUGAUAAGUGAUAAUUUUUUUACAUUACAAAAUAGUUAAAGAAUUUUUUUUUGGCACGGGCUUAACCUGCUUCCUCCCUCCUUCCCAUAGUUUUGUAGAAACUUAUCGUCUAGAAGCUCUCUCUCUCCCUCUCUACCAUUGAAGGUGAAGGAAGAUGGUGAGGCAGAAGAUUGAGAUAAAGAAGAUCGAUAACUUGACAUCGAGGCAGGUGACUUUUUCGAAGAGGAGAAGAGGGCUUUUCAAGAAAGCGAAAGAACUCGCCACUCUUUGCGAUGCUGAGAUUGCUCUCAUUGUUUUCUCGGCCACCGGCAGGCUCUUUGACUACUCCAGCUCCAGCAUGACGCAAGUCAUCCAACGGCGUAAGGCGCAGCCAGAGGGUAUCAACCGACUCCGGCAAACUUUCCUCAAUCAGGUGGGAGGCGACAUUGAUGAUGCGAUCAGCAAGGAACUCACGGCCUUGACUCGCGAAUACAAGCAACUUAAUGGAGAAGAGCUCCAAGAUCUCAGCAUGAAUGAACUGGCUAGACUGGAGAGAGUGGUGGAGUCUGCAUUGGGCCGAGUUUCUAAAACAAAGAAUGACCAGCUUAUGUUUGAGAUCAGCAAGCUGGAGACAAGGGAAAUAGAACUGAAGAAAGAAAACGAGAUGCUGAAACAGCAAGCUGAGAAAAAAAGAAACGCAACGGAACAAGGAAGUUCAGUUGAGUCCAUCGCCAACUCCUAUGGCUUUCGGGCCCGUUGUCCGUACGAGGACAAGAGUGCCUCCGACACCGCUCUAAAGCUCGGGUUACCUUUUCCCGCCGGCGACUGUUAGAAGUUAAUUAUAUUCAGAAAAUGUGUACUCUUUAAUUUGAAUGUACGUUUAUUUACCUUUAUAGUUCAAUGUUUAUAAAUUGACCCAUUUGGUGACAAUUUAUUA